AUGUCCAAGGCGGAUAUAGAGCAGAGCUCGGAUAUAUCAGAAAGCGAUGGCACGUCCACACCGGUCAAGCCCACUCUCUUCCAGCGAUGGAAGGCCCAUAUGAAGAAAUGGUGGUGGCUUUACCUGAUCAUCUUCUGCAUUAUUGUACUGGUGACUGUCCUGCCCAUUAUAUACGUGGGAGUCCCCAACUUCGCCAAUCAGUAUAUCAAUGACCAUAACUUCGAUACUUCGGGCUUAACCAUCACAGACCCCACUCCGGACUCGUUCCAUAUCCAACAAUCCCAAGAAUUCCAAGUAGGGGGUGGAUUCAGUGGCAGUGGGCGUCUUUCUCCGUUCAAUGCAUCGCUCAGUGCCCCCGGAUCGGACAGAAGUUUUGCCACUUUCGAGGUCCCAGAGGUCGAAUUCAGCAACGGUGCCGUGCUCGACAUCGACCAGGAUCUGCACCUUUCUUGCGUCAGUUGCUUUUCGCAGUUGGCAGCGUCUGCAGUCUCGAGUGCGGACUUCGGCAUUCUCAUUACCGGAAAACCAGACCUCGAGAUCAAGGGUCUUCCGACGGCUCAUCUGGAUAUCCAUAAGAACAUGAAGAUGCAAGGCUACAACGCCCAGGAAUUUCUCAACCGCGACGGCGCCUUCAACGUAACGGAUAUAAAUAUCCUCGACCCCCCGGUAAACGGCUACAACGUGAACGCCACCGUAGCCUUCAAAAACCCAACUCCCUUCAACGUCCAAGUGGGCUCCGUCGGCUUCAAUCUCACCAUAGGUGAUAACGACCUUGGCUACAUCGACAUCCCCGAUCUAACCCUGCGGCGUGAUCUCACCAACACCGAUAUCCUGGGAAACAUCAGCAUCAAGACCCUCGUGCGUGAGGGCAUAUGGAAAUCGAGCACCGAGGAGCUUGGCAAGGUGACGAUCGGGAUGCGCGGGAAUCGGUGCGUGUAUGACGGCAAGGAGAUUCCGUAUUUCACGUCGGCUUUCAGGGCUGUUAACGUGUCGCUGGAGGUGGAUUUGAUGAAAUAUGCGAAAUAUUUAUUGUGACAUCGAUGUGAAUGCAUCGGGGGAGUACAUCAUGAUAGAACAUUCGUCCAAUAGAGCUUACUCGAGAUGCAAUCCAGAUCGAUUGGUUGCAAGGCGCUGUGAAGUCUUACAGAAAUUGCCCCAGACUUUGUCCAGUGACCAUAGACAGUUAAAUCGAAGAGUUCUGC
Messenger RNA from Aspergillus steynii IBT 23096, 1202 nucleotides. Its product is annotated as DUF3712 domain-containing protein. Bases 1 to 1035 code for a protein of 344 amino acids. Gene Ontology annotation, cellular component: fungal-type vacuole membrane. The record is from RefSeq and is a predicted model, not a curated record. The transcript has 5 exons. NCBI's taxonomy places the organism in Eukaryota, Fungi, Ascomycota, Eurotiomycetes, Eurotiales, Aspergillaceae.